Diachasma alloeum is the source of this 10999-nucleotide messenger RNA. It is a transcript of the gene rg, whose product is annotated as neurobeachin. Gene Ontology annotation, molecular function: protein kinase binding. NCBI's taxonomy places the organism in Eukaryota, Metazoa, Arthropoda, Insecta, Hymenoptera, Braconidae. The transcript has 46 exons. The coding region runs from base 171 to 10451 and encodes 3426 amino acids. The record is from RefSeq and is a predicted model, not a curated record. Gene Ontology annotation, biological process: intracellular protein localization. Gene Ontology annotation, cellular component: cytosol; membrane.
CCCCUCAUAACAGUGUCCACUUUCUAACAUGGCAGAUCGAUUUGUGUUGUAUUAUCAUGUGACGGAUAAACUAACGCGUUAAAUGUUAAACUAUUGGUGUAUUUAAUUGUUGUUAUUUAACCAGAAACAGUGUCGAUAUACGCAAAUCGUGAAUUAAAGUGUGUUUGAUAAUGGCGGACAUUAAAAGUCCACCGUUCAGUGACAUAAAGAGACCGGAGGAGGUGGUGGCGAUGGCGAUGAACGACAGCCUCAAAUUUGCCGUGUUGAUCGGCUUAAUCGAGGUUGGACAGGUGUCUAAUCGCGAGGUAGUCAACACCGUUCUUCAUCUGCUUGUCGGUGGAGAGUUCGAUAUGGAGCUGAACUUCGUUAUUCAGGACGCUCAGAACAUCAGGCACAUGCUCGAGCUGCUCGAUCACUGUCCGCCGAACCUCCAGGCUGAAAUAUGGAGUGUUUUCAUCGCGAUAUUGAGGAAGAGUGUGAGGAACCUCCAGGCGUGCACGGAUGUGAGCCUCAUCGAGCACGUACUACAUCGUUUGUCAAGGGCAGAAACAGUUGUUGCAGAUCUGCUGAUCGAUAUGCUGGGAGUCCUAGCGAGUUACAGCAUAACAGUCAAGGAGUUAAAGCUUCUGUUUGGGGCGAUGAAGGCGGUCAAGGGAAAAUGGCCACGACACUCGGCAAAAUUGUUGAACGUACUUCGUCAAAUGCCACAGCGAAAUGGACCCGAUGUAUUUUUCAGUUUUCCCGGGAGAAAAGGAUCGGCAAUUGUUCUACCACCGAUGGCAAGGUGGCCCUACGAAAAUGGCUACACCUUCACGACGUGGUUCCGUCUCGACCCUAUCAACUCCGUUAAUAUCGAGAGAGAAAAGCCGUACCUCUACUGUUUCAAAACGAGCAAGGGAGUCGGAUACUCGGCCCAUUUCGUUGGUAAUUGCUUGGUACUUACUUCGAUGAAAGUUAAGGGCAAGGGCUUCCAGCACUGUGUCAAAUAUGAAUUUCAACCACGAAAGUGGUACAUGAUCGCCAUAGUGUACAUAUACAAUAGAUGGACAAAAAGCGAGAUAAAGUGUUUGGUAAAUGGACAAUUGGCAUCAAGUACGGAGAUGGCGUGGUUUGUUUCCACGAACGAUCCAUUCGAUAAAUGCUACAUCGGUGCCACUCCGGAAUUGGAUGAGGAGCGAGUAUUUUGCGGUCAAAUGAGUGCAAUAUACUUGUUCAGCGAGGCGCUCACUACCCAUCAAAUUUGCGCAAUGCAUAGACUCGGACCAGGAUACAAAAGCCAAUUCCGGUUUGACAACGAGUGCUACCUGAAUUUACCCGACAAUCAAAAAAGGGUGAGUGAUGAACAGGAGCCCCCAAGCAUGGUCGACCAAAGUAUGCAAACUGUACUGUACGACGGCAAAUUGUCGAAUGCAAUAGUAUUCAUGUAUAACCCAGUGGCAACGGACUCUCAAUUGUGCCUGCAAAGUGCACCAAAGGGCAAUGUGUCUUACUUCGUUCACACACCCCACGCCCUCAUGCUUCAGGACGUCAAAGCAGUUAUUACACAUUCCAUACACAGUACACUGAAUUCCAUCGGUGGAAUUCAAGUGUUAUUUCCAUUAUUUUCACAAUUGGACAUGCCUUAUGAUUGUAUAGCCCCCAACGACAUCAAGCGAGAUUCUACUCUAUGUUCAAAACUCUUGGGAUUCAUCUGUGACCUCGUAGAAACUUCACAGACAGUACAGCAGCAUAUGGUACAAAAUCGAGGCUUCCUAGUCAUCAGUUUUAUGCUCCAACGAGCAAGCAGAGAGCACCUAACCACCGAAGUUCUUGCUUCCUUUUUGGAACUCACCAAGCACCUUGUCACCUGUCUAAGUGCUAACAGCGAUUUACUAUUAAAACAGCUGUUGGACCAUGUCCUGUUCAAUCCAGCUCUCUGGAUUUACACACCAGCUCCAGUGCAAACACGUCUUUAUUCAUACUUGGCUACAGAAUUUCUCAGCGAUACCCAGAUUUAUUCAAAUGUCAGGCGUGUAUCAACGGUACUGCAAACAGUUCAUACGCUCAAGUAUUACUACUGGGUGGCAAAUCCACGAGCUAAAAGUGGAAUAACACCGAAGGGAAUAGAUGGGCCACGACCGCAGCAAAAGGACAUCCUAACAAUCCGUUCAUACAUCCUCCUCUUCCUGAAGCAGCUCAUAAUGAUUGGUAACGGUGUGAAGGACGACGAGCUUCAGAGCAUCCUCAAUUACCUAACGACGAUGCACGAGGACGAGAACCUCCACGAUGUCCUGCAGAUGCUGAUCUCCCUGAUGUCAGAGCACCCCUCCUCAAUGGUCCCAGCAUUCGACGCCAAACAGGGGGUUCGCACCAUUUUCAAGCUCAUGGCUGCUGAGAGCCAACUGAUAAGGCUCCAAGCACUGAAACUCCUCGGCUUUUUCCUCAGUCGUAGCACGCACAAGCGCAAGUACGACGUCAUGAGCCCUCACAACCUCUACACCCUAUUGUCAGAGCGUCUCCUCCUGAACGAAGAGACCUUACUCCUCCCCACGUACAAUGUCCUCUACGAGAUAAUGACUGAGCACAUAAGCCAGCACAUUCUCUACACGAGACAUCCAGAGCCGGAGUCCCACUAUCGACUGGAGAACCCGAUGAUUCUGAAAGUCGUCGCCACGCUGAUAAGACAGUCCAAGCAAUCGGAACAACUGUUGGACGUGAAGAAGCUCUUUUUAUCGGAUAUGACACUGCUUUGUAAUAAUAAUAGGGAGAAUCGUCGCACUGUUCUGCAAAUGUCAGUCUGGCAGGAGUGGCUCAUUGCUAUGGCUUAUAUUCAUCCCAAGAAUACAGAGGAACAGAAAAUAUCGGAUAUGGUGUACUCCCUCUUCCGAAUGCUCCUUCACCACGCAAUCAAGCAUGAGUACGGUGGUUGGCGAGUGUGGGUAGACACUCUAGCAAUUGUCCACUCGAAAGUUUCGUACGAGGAAUUUAAACUGCAAUUCGCCCAGAUGUACGAGCACUACGAGCGUCAACGUUCCGACAACAUAACAGAUCCCGAAGUGAGACAGCAGAGGCCAAUAAGCACAAUAUCCGGCUGGGAUCAGCAGCACAGUGGUAACAAUGGUUACAGCAGGCCAUCAGCAUGGACAGUGCAGCAGUCCCAAGAUGUGCAAAGUAUCGAGAGAAAUUACAAAGAGUACGAUGGAAUUGAGAGUAACGAUAGACUAGAGGAAUCGUGCAGCUGUGACUUAAAUUCCAUCGACAAUACCGAGAGCGAUGGAAGCCCAUCUAUUGUCAAGUCACGAAGUGAUAAUCUAGCAUUACCAUCGAGUGAAGCUGUUUCAUUGGACUCGAGAUUGAGUGAAAAGCUGGAAGCACCAGCAGUUGUUGAAAAUCAUGUUGAAACACCGACGAUACAGGAGGAAGUUAAUAGCGAGGGGCUUUCGUUACCAACGACCCACGAAACUAGUGAAGUUGUAUCGAUUGAGAGCUCCAGUGAGCUUUACAGUGAAGUGCACAAAGUUGAGAGCUCAAGCACUGAUUCAAUGGGACAGGAGGGUGGCAAGAAGGAGGGAAUUAACAGGGAUGAGCAUGUGGACAAUGUUGUCGUUCAAGUUGUCGAUGGAAAUGUGGAAUCAGUGCCAGCUGUUGCGAGUGAUACCGAUGGAAAUGAAUUGACCGAGAAAAUUGAGGACAAGAAGAUUGAGACAGCUGAAUCGACUGUAACUGAUGAGAAAUUGCAAGCUGAAGUAGCAAACGAAACUAAAGAAAUUGUCGAUAAAUGUGAUGAAGUAAUCAAAGAGAACGACACAGCGGACACAAAUGAUAACGACAAGAUCACCCCGGAAACUGACGCGAUUGAGUCUGAAGCUCUCACAGCAGUUCCAGAAAUCAUAGCUCAAGAUAAGGACAUCAGUCUUGAAAACGGAAAUGGUGAGAUAACAUCUGGUGAUUCAGGAGACAAAAAAGAAUCCCCAGAGGUGGAGGAAACAGCUUCAAUCGAGGAUAAGCCUUCAGCUGAUCAAAAGGUGGUGGAAUUACUCCCUAAAGAGGGCGAGCCGGAGUCUGAGGAUGAAAAGAUCCCAGAAGUAGAAAAUCCAGUUGAAGAUAGCGCAAAGAAAACAGAAGACUCAUCAGUGGCGAUGGAAUCCACUGAGCCAGUGGAAUCCACAGAACUAGAGAAAAACACUGAGGAUGAGGUGAAUAUCACUGAAUUAGAAAACAUUCCAGAUGAUAAAGAGGUGAAAGAGGUGAUAGAUUUGGAAAGCCCACAGUCUGUUGAAGCCCAAACAAAUCUCGAGCCUGAGAAGACUGUUGAAUCUGAAGUUAAAGGGGAAGAGGUAGACAAACAAAACGGUGAGAUCAAUGAGGCGAAGGAAAGCCAGGAAAUUAAUGGAGUGACGAGGGCUGAGGAUGAGCUGAAGAAUCAAACAGAUGAUGAGAGUGUGAAUAUUGAUUCGUCUGAAGUCUCCUCGACUGAUAAGGCUGUCAAUGCUGAUUUUACACCUGAUGUAGCUAAUGCAACUGUUGACGACAGUGAUGAUGCCGACAAGAAAGGGGAUAUUGUUAAUGAUGUGAAAGUAACGGAUGAGAAGGCAUUGGUUGAGGGUGACGUCGACACACCGACUGAUAAUGACAAAAAUGAUACUGUAAAAAGUAUAAAUUGCUCAACUAGCGUAGAUGAUUGCACCGAUGUUACAACUGGAGAGACUCGAGUUGAGGUGGAUGCAUUAAAAUUGAUAGAGAGUAGUAUUGUCAAUGGUGAGUGCAAAGCUGAUGGUGAUGUACUUGAUAAUGAUGAUAAAUGUGUGGUUAAUGGUGAUGGUAAUGGUAAUGGUAAUGAUGAGAACAUUUCUGAUAAUGACACAAGAGAACCGUCCAAUAUUUCUACUAGUAUAAGUGAUAAUCCAGAUGCAUCAGUACGUACUGGUGAGGUAGAAGUAAAUGAUAGGGUUACUGAUAGUAUUGAUGUUCAAAAAACUGUAGAUAACACGACGCAAGUGCCAAAUAAGACCCAAAUACCAACAAUAUCUACGGUCUGUGAUGAAACUAAAAAUAUACAUGAUGGUGUGCCUCAAAACAUUAGUCGUAAUGGAGAUGAAUUGGACAAUCCACUGGUUAAUGAUACAGGUUGUAAGAAUGGACAGCAUGAUGUACAUCGUAGAGCGAGUUUACCGAAUGUUGGGACUGAUAAUUGUGGGGAUGGCGGUGGGGAGGAGACACAGUUACCUGUUCCUAGGAAAAAUUCAUCACCCCAGAAGAGACCAAGGAGUGCCUCAACUUCCACACAGGUGGAUCCUAAUCACUUUGAGUCAAAACGAGCAAAACCCGGAAAUCCGUCGACCAGGCCAAUGUUUAGUCCAGGCCCCAGCAGACCUCCAUUCAGAAUACCAGAGUUCAAGUGGUCCUACAUACAUCAGAGAUUGCUCUCUGAUGUUUUAUUUUCCCUGGAGACUGACAUUCAAGUUUGGAGAAGUCACUCGACAAAAUCAGUUUUGGAUUUUGUUAAUAGCAGUGAGAAUGCUAUUUUCGUCGUCAACACUGUUCAUCUGAUUUCACAACUCGCGGAUAAUUUGAUAAUUGCUUGUGGGGGAUUACUGCCACUUUUGGCAUCUGCAACUUCGCCAAAUAGCGAAUUGGAUGUCAUUGAACCAACUCAGGGUAUGCCCAUAGAAGUAGCCGUGUCUUUCCUCCAGAGGCUAGUCAACAUGGCCGACGUACUUAUAUUCGCAAGUUCCUUAAAUUUCGGUGAAUUGGAGGCUGAGAAAAACAUGUCCAGUGGUGGCAUUCUGCGUCAAUGUCUCCGUCUGGUCUGUACUUGUGCUGUUAGAAACUGCUUAGAGUGUAAAGAACGCGGCAGAACGUACAGCAUGUUAGGGCGGCAGAUUGGUUCUAGUAAUAAAUCACAGCACAUUCAAUCCCUUAUUCGAGGAGCACAAACGUCGCCAAAGAAUAUUGUGGAUAAUUUGGCAAGUCAAUUGAGCCCCGUUAAGGACCCGGAGAAGCUCCUGCAGGACAUGGAUGUCAAUCGACUGAGAGCUGUUAUCUACAGAGAUGUUGAAGAAACCAAACAGGCACAGUUUCUGUCCCUGGCUAUAGUUUACUUCAUCUCUGUACUUAUGGUAUCGAAAUAUCGUGACAUCCUGGAGCCACCGAUAUCCCAGAGGCCCCCAAGUCCAGUGCAAUCGAUCCAGACCAACGGAGCCAACAUCAGAUCUGGCAGUCCAUCAGCAGAUGGGAAUGGUGGUGGAGGAGGUCGUCCACUAUUUCCACAGUGGUCACACCACGUGUAUCCUCAGUUCCUUCCGGGUUCACACCCCGCAGCCAAUGCCAAUGUCAAUGCGAACCACCACAUCAGCCAGCACCACCACCAGCACCCGCUACCGGCUGCCAGGCACACAAAUCGCCAGACCCAAUCCGGCUAUUAUGUCCCAAAUCAUCAUAGUAAUCAUUACAAUCAUCACCCAAAUAAUUACAACUAUCAUCGUCACCAUUAUUAUCAUCAUCACAAUAACAACAAUCACCAUCACUCGCUUCAAAAGCAUAACGAUCAGCCCCGAAAUAUCUAUCAUAGAAACUCCGGUGUCGGUAUGCAAGGGAGCGGAGGGAUCAUGAGUCAAUCUGGAUCUCAGGACGAUGGAGAGUACGAAGUCAUCAUUGUGGACGAGAAUAAUUCCUCUAUCCUCGCUGACCACGACGUCACGUCAUCGGGGCCACCUUCUACAAAGGGAGGUAACAGUGGUGUACCUCGGACGCGGACAAUCCUCGAGGAUUACGCCUCGUCAGAGCCGACUAUCGGCACUUCGACUAGACCCGACCAAGUGACAAGAAACACUCAGAGCAAUGACUCAAGUGAAGAAGCGAUGCACCGUUCCAACAUCACAGCAGACCCAAGUCCCUCGGACAUCACGACAGAUAACGAGAAUAAGCAUAAUUCAUCAGAAGAAGCGUGGACGGAUGUUAAUCUCAACGAAGACGGCGACGCAAUGCCCAUAACAAAUGCACGAGAAGAUCCACGAAACAUACACAAUAUGUCACACGUCCACGACCCUGAUAGCGAGGGAAACGUCUUGGAUCAAGAGACACUCAGAGACCCAGAGCGAGGAGAAAAGCCUUCAGCAGAAAUCUCGGUUGUUCGUGUGCCCGAACGUCUGCUGGUCAACUCGUCAUCCCCGAGGCCCGACGAUCUACCGAUCAAAGGGCUCGUCGAACAUUUGCCGAUUCCAACGCCCUCCAGAGAAGCUUCGUUGACCCAGAAACUCGAAAUGGCCCUGGGAUCGGUCUGUCCACUUCUUCGAGAGAUAAUGGUUGACUUUGCUCCAUUUUUAUCGAAGACUCUUGUUGGGUCACACGGCCAGGAGCUCCUCAUGGAGGGAAAAGGUUUGACGACUUUCAAGAACAGCACGUCUGUCGUGGAACUUGUUAUGCUUCUGUGCUCUCAGGAGUGGCAGAAUUCAUUGCAGAAACAUGCAGGACUGGCGUUUAUCGAACUUAUCAAUGAGGGGAGAUUACUAUCCCAUGCGAUGAAAGAUCAUAUCGUACGAGUUGCAAAUGAAGCUGAAUUCAUUCUGAACAGAAUGAGAGCUGAUGAUGUCCUUAAACACGCAGAUUUCGAGUCACAAUGUGCUCAGACACUUCUGGACCGACGAGAAGAAGAGAGAAUGUGCGAUCACUUGAUAACAGCAGCACGAAGACGAGAUAAUGUUAUUGCUAGUAGACUCAUGGAGAAAAUUCGAAACAUCUUGUCGAAUAAGCACGGUGCCUGGGGGUACACAGAUCCAAUGGCUGCCAAUCUCGACGAACUUGACAGAUUAGCUGAGUACUGGAAGCUGGACGCCUGGGAGGACGAUGCAAGGCGACGUAAACGCUUUGUACACAAUCCCCUCGGAUCUAGUCAUCCCGAGGCAACCCUCAAAGCAGCUCUGGAGCAUGGUGCCCCUGAGGAUGCAAUUCUCCAGGCACGAGAGGAGUUCCAUGCCCACUUGGCAGCGUCACGCGCUCAUCAGCAACAACUCCAGUCCACUGAUCUCAUGGACGAUAGCGAAUUACUGUCCGAUGAUAGGGAUCUUGAUAGCGACUUGACUGGUCCAGUUAACAUCAGCACUAAGGGAAAACUCGUUGCUCCUGGUAUUGUUGCACCUGGCAUCAUCUCUAUAACGUCCACUGAACUUUAUUUCGAAGUUGAUGAGGAGGAUCCUGAGUUCAAGAAAAUCGACAGUGAGGUUUUGAAAUUCUGCGAUCAUCUUCACGGGAAGUGGUACUUCUCCGAAGUCCGUGCGAUAUUCUCACGGCGCUAUUUACUCCAAAAUCUCGCCAUUGAGAUUUUCCUCGCCAGCAGAACCUCGAUCCUCUUCGCCUUCCCGGACCAGACGACAGUCAAGAAGGUGAUCAAGGCACUGCCGAGGGUCGGCGUAGGCAUCAAAUACGGAAUUCCACAGACUAGAAGAGCAUCGAUGAUGUCACCGAGACAACUAAUGAGAAGCUCCAACAUGACUCAAAAGUGGCAAAGAAGAGAGAUAUCAAACUUCGAAUACCUCAUGUUCCUCAACACAAUCGCUGGACGAACCUACAACGACUUGAAUCAGUAUCCAGUCUUUCCGUGGGUACUCACUAAUUAUGAGACUAAGGAGCUGGAUCUCAGCUUACCGAGCAAUUACCGGGAUUUGUCGAAGCCAAUUGGAGCACUCAAUCCAAGCAGAAGAGCAUAUUUCGAGGAACGUUUCCAGAGUUGGGAACACGACAGCAUUCCACCUUUUCACUAUGGCACUCAUUAUUCAACAGCAGCUUUCGUCCUUAAUUGGCUGAUACGAGUGGAGCCCAUGACCACGAUGUUUUUGGCGCUUCAGGGUGGCAAGUUUGAUUAUCCCAACAGGCUAUUCUCGUCAAUCGCACUCUCCUGGAAGAAUUGUCAGAGGGACACGUCUGACGUCAAGGAACUCAUACCCGAAUUCUUCUUCCUUCCUGAGAUGCUGGUGAACACGAAUAACUAUCGUCUAGGGCGGAACGAGGAUGGCAGUUCCGUGGGUGAUGUAGAUCUGCCGCCAUGGGCUAACUCUCCAGAAGAAUUCAUCAGAAUAAACAGAAUGGCGUUGGAGUCUGAAUUUGUGUCCUGUCAGCUCCAUCAGUGGAUCGACCUCAUCUUCGGCUACAAACAAAGAGGCCCAGAGGCAGUUCGUGCGACAAAUGUAUUUUAUUACCUGACAUACGAGGGAAGCGUAGAAUUGGAUUCUAUAACUGAUCCAGUUAUGAAAGAAGCAAUCGAGAAUCAGAUCAGGAAUUUUGGUCAAACUCCAUCACAACUAUUGAUGGAGCCUCACCCUCCAAGAAGUUCAGCAAUGCAUUUGUCACCAAUGAUGUUCUCAAGUAUUCCUGAUGACGUCUGUAUGACCAUUAAAUUCCCAUCAAAUUCACCAAUAUGCCAUAUCUCAGCAAAUACCUACCCACAAUUACCACUACCAUCGGUGGUGACAGUUACCACUGGUCAGCAGUUUGCUGUUAAUCGAUGGAACACCAAUUACGCUGCCUCAGUGCAGUCGCCGAGUUAUGCCGAUACGCCUCAAGCACAGGCUGUUAAUCAACCCCUGUCAAUGGAUCCUGUCUUGUCCCAAACCGCCAAUCACUCGAAUCAAGCGUUGAAGAGACACUUGGGUGAUAAUUUCAGUCAGAAACUCAAGAUACGAAGCAACUGCUUUGUUACAACCGUCGACAGCAGGUUCCUGGUGGCCUGCGGCUUCUGGGACAACAGUUUUCGAGUAUUCUCCACGGAAACAGCUAAAAUCGUUCAGAUUGUCUUCGGACAUUACGGAGUCGUGACGUGUUUGUCCAGGAGUGAGUGCAAUAUCACGUCUGAUUGCUAUAUUGCAUCUGGCAGUGCUGAUUGCACUGUACUACUGUGGCACUGGAAUGCAAGAACACAGACAAUUGUGGGGGAGAGCGAGGCACCAGCACCCAGAGCCACACUCACCGGUCAUGAACAGCCGGUUACAGCUGUUGUCAUAUCGGCGGAAUUGGGACUUGUCGUGUCUGGAUCUUAUUGCGGGCCAGUGCUAGUGCACACAACAUUCGGUGACUUGCUGAGAUCCCUAGAGGCUCCGAAUGGUUUCACCUCGCCUGAAAACAUCGCCAUGUCCAGGGAAGGCGUGAUAGUUGUGAAUUACGAGCGCGGUCAUAUCGCUGCCUUCACCAUAAACGGUAAACGAUUGCGUCACGAGUCCCACAACGACAAUCUCCAGUGUCUGCUGCUGAGCAGAGACGGCGAGUACCUGAUGACAGGAGGCGACAAGGGGAUUGUCGAGGUCUGGAGGACUUUCAAUCUGGCGCUCCUCUAUGCAUUCCCCACUUGCGAGGGCAGUGUCAGAUCGCUGGCGCUAUCUCACGACCAGAAGUUCUUACUCGCUGGUUUGGCAAAUGGAUCAAUCGUCAUAUUCCACAUCGACUUUAACAGAUGGCAUCACGAAUUUCAGCAGAGAUACUGAAACUACGGUUGCCUCUUCGUUCGUUAUUAAAUGAUUCACUCAACAGAAAGAGAAAAAUUAACUAAAUAAUAAGUCAUAAUGCAACCACAUCAUGGUGAUACCGCAUAAUCGAUGAAUUUGUACUUAAAACAUGUGUUAAUACCCGAGAAGUUCGUGGAAAUAUUGAUCGGCUUCGAGAGCAUUAUUGGGAUGAAGUAGCGGUGAAAUUAGCGUAAGUAGACAAUUAAACAGUACUUAAUGAAAGGAAACAUUUUUUGUAUUAUCGAAACAUUGGCAAACAAGUACUUAGAAAUUAGGCGUUUAUAUUAAUCAACGUGAAUUUCUUUUAAAAAAUUGACUCUUCCACUCAUGAUACCAUUAAAAGAAAUCUAGCAAAUUUUUUAGGAAAUUCAAUCGAAUUUCUAUGGAACUAUUAAAAAUUCUAUCAGUCUUUCACCAAUUCUGUUGAAAGUUCCCGCUGAUUUUUUGUGCAUUUUUGUCAAUGGAAAUGUUCAAUAGAAAAUAUUUUAUAGGGAAAAUGGGCAGAAUUAGAUUUUUUUAUACAAUUU